AUGCCACGGCCGUAUAGAGUGGAGUGCGGAAGGCAGAAAUCUCACGCCCUCUCAGGCGCCUCUCCCCUCCAGACUCCAGGCCUGCUUCGAGCCUACUCGUCCACACCGCCCACUCGCGCUUCUUCCUCUUCGUCCCCUCCCAAGAGCUACACAUCGCACAUUCCCCUACACUCAUGGCAAAAGCACUUCCUCUCCCUCGGCUCCGCCCUCGCUUCCAUCGUCAAUCCCGCACGAGGAGACAUGAUUGCCACUCUCUCCGAGACGUCUGGCGAGUCUCUCCUGCCUUCACUGCGGGAUCGGAUGUUGCUCACGCAAGAAGGGAGGAGAUUACUGGUGGAUCGACCGAGGAUCACGACGGCUAGUGUGGAUAUGAAGUACUUGGAGGGAUUACAGGAGGGAACAUUCGGGAGGGCUUACGUGGACUGGUUGGAGUGGUGCAGAGUCGGGCCGGAUACAAGAGCACAGGUGCGGUACAUCGAUGACCCCGAGCAAGCCUACGUCAUGCAACGGUAUCGCGAAUCGCACGACUUCUACCACCUCCUCUGCAGUAUGCCCGUCUCGACCCUAGGCGAGACCGUUGUGAAGAUCUUCGAAGCAUCUCACUUCGGUCUACCCGUAGCCUACCUCUCCUCCCUAGCUGGACCCCUCCGUCUUUCCUCCGAAGAGAGAUGGCUGCUCAUCCGAGAAUUGGGACCUUGGGCUUGGGAGAUGGGUAAGACUUGUAGAGAGAAGUUGAAUGGGGGCACUUUACUGAGUUUGUAUUGGGAGGAAAGGUGGGAGGUGGAUAUGCGUGAGAUGAAGAGGGAAUUGGGACUGAAGGAGCCGCCGAGGGGAAUGGGAGGCAGAAAGAAGAAGGGCUGGACUACCAAGACGGUCGAGAAGAAAAGGGCAGCCGAUGCCACUAGUGCGACUGGCGCUCCAGCUAGCUAG
Molecule: messenger RNA, 930 nt
Organism: Microstroma glucosiphilum
Lineage: Eukaryota; Fungi; Basidiomycota; Exobasidiomycetes; Microstromatales; Microstromataceae
Product: Coq4-domain-containing protein
Exons: 4
Coding region: 1-930 (309 amino acids)
Biological process (GO): ubiquinone biosynthetic process
Cellular component (GO): mitochondrial inner membrane; mitochondrion
Source: RefSeq, a predicted model, not a curated record